GAAAGUUGAGAAAACAAAAUUGUAUCGAAAUACAACAUUUUUUUCCUUGGUCUUCUCCUUUAUUUCCACUGCAGCCCCCAUCAUCACCGCCAUCGCUCGGCCGCCGCCGCCGGCCUCGUCACCAUUGCCCUCACAUACCUAGACUCGUCCGGACCGGAGAUGAUGUGGUUGGGCCACACCUGUGGACUCUCAGCUGGGCCAGACCCAAGCCGGAAGUCCUAAUCAACCCACAGCCGCCCAGACUCCCAGUCGAUUUCAAGCAACGAAGCUGUCUCGAGACUCUCCGAAGCGCCGCCGUCGGCGUCGAGCUGGCAAGCCAGUCUUAACCUCAUCCAAUUUGAAAGCAAGGCCGCAGGGGAAGCCGCAUCUUCUCAGCCGCAGCAGCCUUUUGACUCUUGGAACUUUCAAACAUUUCCGCCCGUACCGGCACCCUCCAUCUCAAGUUGGCUCACCUUCCUCUUCCUUCCCUCCCCCUCCCUCCAAUCCCAAUUCCAUCUCCCCUUCCCCCUUUGUCCCCACUUAACUACUCUGCUCCCUCUAUAAAACCCCACAAAACCCUCCUCCUCCACACCCUUCUUCCUCUUCCUCUUCCUCUUCCCUAACCAUUAACUCCAUAAGGCAAAUCCAUAUAGAUUUCUAAACAUUCUCUUGGAUUCUAGACAGAGUUAUAUGCACGAUCUCUUUCAAAAUUCCUUAAAUCAAGAAGCAAACGUACAUCAAUAAAUUUAUAUUUGUCUUAUAUUCGAUAUUGCAUGAAUAUUAUUCUAAGACGAUGUCGCCGCCGGAGCAGCCAAUGAAGAGCAUGGCCGUGCUGACCACCGCGAUCAUGGUGGCUGCGGUGAUAGUCAUCUUCAUGGCCUUCCUCUUCGCCUUGUUCCUCUACCUCCGCGCCAAGCGCUACUGGGGCGCCAACCCCACCCUCGGUCGCCCCCGCGCCCCACUCGCUGUCGCCGACGAAGACGGCGUCCCCUGUCGCGGCCUCGAUCCCGCCGCAAUUAAAGCCCUUCCUUCCUUGGGUUUUCGACCGGAGGAAUUCAAGGAGGGCCUCGAGUGCGCCGUCUGCCUAUCGGAGCUGUCGGAGGGGGAGGAGGCCCGGUUGCUGCCCGGUUGCAGGCAUGGCUUCCAUUUGGAGUGCAUCGACAUGUGGCUAAGCUUCCACUCCACCUGCCCGCUCUGCCGCAGCCCGGUGUCGUUGGAGAAUGCGGAUUCUGGCGUCGAAACGGCGGAGGCUUCUCCGGUGGAGGCGGUGCUGGCGGCCGGGCGACUGCCGGAGUCGCCGAUUUUCCCAACAAAUGUGCUGUUCUGGGGAUCCCAGGAUCGGGUCAGAACUGGAGGUCCGGCGACGGCAGCGGCGGCGGCGGGCUCGUGCGAAGGGAGUUCGAGUUCUGUGGGCUCUUCAUCAGGAAGGCCUGAGGGGAAGCUGGUGAUUGAUGUCCCGCGACGAGCGAUGGAGGGAUACCAAUCUCCGGUUUCGCCACUGCCGUUGAGUAGGCUAUCCGUGGAUGACAUCAAGUCUCCGACAUCGGCGAGGUUGAGGUCACUGAGGAGGCUGCUAAGCCAGGGGAAUCGAGGGAUUGGUUCUUCUUGCAGCCUCCGAGGUGGUGAUAUUGAGCAGGGAGUAGCAGGAGUUGGAGUUACAGUAGAUGGGGGUCUUCUGAUGCCAAAAACAUCUACAAGUUCGUGAAUUGGUUUCACGAAUUGCUUUCGGCAAUCGAGAAUUAUUGGAGAGUGGAAGGAAAUCUGGAGCACAAAAUACUGAUAGCAAGCUUGGAAAGUUAGGAAUUUCAGGUGUUUGAGAUGCAAUGGUCGCUUGUAAAUGGUUAGCAGCUGGUUUGCCAAAAAAUUUGUACAGAAAGGAAUCAGCUUUCAUAGAUCCAAUUCAAAAUCCAGCUCAUGGUCCAUAGAGAGUCAUUCGCUCUCGAGUAUAACGAAUGCUGGGUCUAAAAGAAUUUUCUUUAAAUGCAUUUUGGAUAUAUGAAUUGAUUCAUUUAAUUCCAUCAUUGCAAAGUGUUAAAUUGAAUUCUCUGUUUGCCAGGAUAUUUGCUAUCCAUAUUACUAUUCUUAGUA
This is a messenger RNA of Phoenix dactylifera (date palm), 2067 nucleotides long. Its product is annotated as RING-H2 finger protein ATL3. The record is from RefSeq and is a predicted model, not a curated record. Gene Ontology annotation, molecular function: transferase activity. Gene Ontology annotation, biological process: protein ubiquitination. NCBI's taxonomy places the organism in Eukaryota, Viridiplantae, Streptophyta, Magnoliopsida, Arecales, Arecaceae.